AUGCCCUAUCAUUCAGAAGAGGAUCUCCGACUUUCUUCUUUCUCUCGAGCUUCAUCUCCCUUGUCCGCCGCCCCAAGCAUCAACUCGAGAGCCUCGUCACCUCUCAGCGACGCCCCGCCUUCCAGCCCGGAGCAGAUGAUUGUCACUCCCUUGGACGACGAGGAGCUCAGUGAUCUCCCUCCUUCCGAUGAUGAAUUCGAAGAGCCCCGUCCAGCCAAGAAGAGAAAGACGGGAAAGCGUCAGUCCACGUCCAAAACGCUCGUUGUGAAAGUAAAGGGAAAGGAAAAAGGCAAGGCCAAGGGAAAAUCAUCUGGUAGGAAAGCCAACGAGGACGACGUCUCAGACGCCGAGGACAGGGUCUCUCAUAAGAAGGGGGUGCUUCUGGCCUAUAAGCCGGAAUGGCAUGAUCUGCAAAAUCUGGCAUGGGAGGAUGAUGAGCCGAGCCCUCUUUACAGGUUACCAGCGGAAGUGUUGGACCGCUGCUUUGGUGCCAAAUCCGGUCUGGGAUUCCGCGACUUUAUCUCUUUGGCAGGAGUUAACAAAUUCUUCCGUAAUGCUCUAGAUGACAGGUUCUUCAAGGUUGUCUCUCAUGCUUCCAGCAUACUUUGCGGUCAGCAAUGUGAGAUCUGUAAAGAACGUCAUUUCGGAGAUCGACCUUUCUCUCACGUCCGCGACUGUUACACUCCCAAACCACCUCCUCAACGAUGGAUCAACCGCCAACCUACUCAUUACAUUCCUCGUGGUCCUCGAGCUUCAUGGACUCGCGCACAAUACACAGUCUACAAGGAAGAACAAUCCGUAUGGCGUCAGACCAUCAAAGCUGAAGAGGCUGACUUGGCCAAAGUGAUGGCUAAACACGCCAAGGCGUGCCGGAGAGACGCUAAGGCAUCAGUCAAGGUAAACUAUUAUAACAGACGAGUAUUAGCUGUCAUCGAUGGCAGAUUGAAUGGAGAACCUGCGGUUGAGAAGGAUGAUCGACGCAUGCCUGUGUCACAAGGUCUGAGGACUCCUUCUACCGGUGCUGGUAGCUCAGCUAUGGCCAAUGCAAUGGGAAGCCAAGGGUCUGAAGAACGCGAGACGGAAUCACCUGACGUUGUGAAAGUCGAACUUGAUGCUCCGACCAUUUCUGUUUCGAUACCCGACACAGAACCUUGGGUGGUGCCGGAUACAGAUGACGAGGAUCUCGAUUUCGUCCCUAUGAUCACAUACGAUGACUGUGGGGAUCCAGAGGUUCAUGAUUUCUGGCCUAGUAAACACAGACGAAUUGUAGCAAAGUUGGUGAAUGAACCUCGAAUUAGUAAAACUGAAGCGAUGCGACAAUUUAAAGUGACCGAAGCGGAGCUCAUCACUUUGAGACAUGUCCUCGUUCCAAACCCGAUGAAUGGUAAACAACCUCAACAAAUAUUCAUGCGAGCCGCAGUAGAAGCAUUAGCCUACAGAUCUCAUGGCGGGGGAGCAGGGCAUUUGGCUCAUUUGGCCAAAGCCAAAGCUCGAGCGGAUAAGGCAUUGGAAACUAGGAGGAAGAAUGGAACCAUUCAAAAGAAAAGGAAGAUUGGAUGUUCUUGUCCCGUCAUCAAAGACCUGUUAGGAUAUUCUUUCAGGGACCAUCGAUGGUGGUGUCGAACGUUUGAGGAAGAUUUUUUCUUAUGAUCACAUGUCCCGGAAUGACUGGCUGGUCAAUUCGCACUUGGAUGACCCAGUCCAUCGUGAACAAUGUGCAAAUGCGCAGUUUUCAACACAUGUUUCAAGAGUGAAAAAGGGUGUUUAGCAUAUGAUCAGAGAAGGACAAUCAUGUUGUUUUUCCGUUUUCCCUUUAUUCAGUCAGUCAGGCAUUUUCAAUUAUCCAUGUAUUUACGUAUUCACGUACCCAUGUACUCAUGUAUCACAAUUCAUGCAUCACAUGUCAUGU
Molecule: messenger RNA, 1909 nt
Organism: Tremella mesenterica DSM 1558
Lineage: Eukaryota; Fungi; Basidiomycota; Tremellomycetes; Tremellales; Tremellaceae
Exons: 9
Coding region: 1-1650 (549 amino acids)
Source: RefSeq, a predicted model, not a curated record